Molecule: messenger RNA, 1554 nt
Organism: Strongyloides ratti
Lineage: Eukaryota; Metazoa; Nematoda; Chromadorea; Rhabditida; Strongyloididae
Exons: 2
Coding region: 1-1554 (517 amino acids)
Source: RefSeq, a predicted model, not a curated record
AUGUCAAAAUUUUUAUCAACUUUAAUUUUAUUGUUUUUUCUCUUUUAUAAUUUAAAAUGUAAUAUAUUUAAGUUAAAUAAAAAUGAGAAUAUAAAUUUAGACAAUGAUUAUUCUUGUGCUUUCUAUAAAAAUAUAGAAAAAAAAUUUAAUUUUAAAUCAAAUAGUUUUAAAAAUCAGGAUAUAAUUCUUAUUAUUGAUGAAAAUUUUGAAUUAUCAAAAAGUAUUGGUUUACAAAUAACUUGUCUUCUUAAUUUUAUUAAAUCUUUAAAAACUAAAUGUAAAAUACAAAAAUUAAUUUUAAAAAAAUCUAUAUAUACAAAAUUUCAUUGUGAAAAUUUAUACAAAGUUAUGGGUAGACCAGCUAGUAACAAAACAUUUAUUGUUGUUAGUGGUACUCCUUAUGUUUGUAAAAAACGUGUAGUUAUAGGGCACUAUAUUUAUUUUUCUGCUAAUCCAAUUCCAGCAAUAUUAAGUAAAUUAUCUGCUAGAAAUUUUAAAAAAAAUUAUGAUAUUAAUUUAAAAAAAACAUCAAUAGGAAAUUCAACUUAUUUUAAUUUUAAAAACAAUAUUUUAAAAACAAAUAUCUAUACAGAAAGUGCAAUUUUUAAAAGUAUUAAUUUAUCAAUGAUUGAAAAUUUUACAGAAGAAUAUAAUAGUGAAAUAACAACAUGUGAUGUUUAUGAAAAUGAAGAUAAUAACAAUAUUGAUAUUAAAAUGUUAUAUACUAGAAUAAAAAAAAAUCUUAUAAAAGCAAAAAGUGAGGGAUAUGGUGAUAUUACAUUUUCAUUAAAUUACAAUUUUGAUAAUGUUACCAAUACAUACAAAUAUGGUUUACAUCAACAAUGUACAUGUGUCUAUACAAAUUCUGAUAUUCUUUUUUGUAAAUUACUAGAAAAAAAUGAAAUUUUUUAUUUAAAUAUAGAUAAAUAUUCAAAGAUAUUAAAUAAAAAUACAUAUGAAGAAAAUUUUAUUUCUAUAUGGAAUAAAAUAAAAGAACAUAAUCACCCUUUAUUUGUAAAAUAUAAAAUUUCUAGUGAUUCAAAGAUGAAUUUAAAAUAUGAUUAUCAUAAAUAUAUAAAUGUUUAUGUGAAUACAAAAAAAGCAAAUCUUGAAUUUUAUUUAAAAAUAAUAUCAAUUACCAAACCAUUUAUUACAAAAAAUGAUUUACUUAAUUUUGUAAAACUUUUUAAAUUUUAUACAUCAAGCCAAAACUUUGGAUUUUUAAAAUUAAAAAAAAUUAGAAAGAAAGAAAGACAACCAUUUAUUAAAAAUGAUAACUAUGUAUCACUUUUAAGUAGUGUUUAUAUAACAUUAAUUUCACUUUUAUUUAUUGGUUUAAUUCCAAGUAUUAUUUUUUUCCGUCAACAACGUAUAUUAGCAUUAAAAAAAAUUGUUGAAAUUGAAAAUCAUGAUUAUGAUUGUAUCAAACUUGAAUGUUCUAUUAAAAAUGUUUGUACUAAAAAAGAAUUAAUUCAGAUACAAAAAGUUAUUAGAAUUGAAAAUGAAAUUAAAAAACAAAUGUUAGUAGAUAAACUUCAAAGAAAAUUCAAAUAG